UGAUGCAGCCCUGCGCUCUCGCCCAGCGAUUCUUGGGAGGGAAGAGUUGGGGAGGCUUUGGCUGCUGGGGAACUUUUAACAUAGAAUCACUGGUUUGAGAAACUGCAGAAACCGCAACACACACAAAAAAAAGAGGGAAUAACAGUGAUGUGAAUGGAAAGGACGCAGCUUCCUUAUUGUAAGGUUAUAACUGGAAACUGUUCUUUAAACGAUCCUUUGAUACUGAACAGAAAUGGAGGUUGAGGAGGUUGUGGAGUAUGAGGAGUAUGAGGAGUAUGAGGAGGAGUUUGAAGAGGAGAUUGUGGAGGAGUACUGCGUGGAGCGUACAGAAGAGAUCACACAGCAAACUCAGGUUGGAGAGGUGGGGGGCUUGCCCGUUCGGAAAGUGAAGAAGAAGAGGAAAGUUGACACCUCCAAAUUCAUGACUCCCUACCUGGCCCACAGCCAGAAGAUGCAGGAGCUCUUCAGUCAGAACAAGUACAGAGAGAUCUAUGAGAAGGAGAAAGGCAAACCCUACGCAAUCACAAUGAACACCCCUGAACUCCGCAGGAUCAAGAAGGCUCAGCAACAGCUCAGUGAGGUGAAGUACCGCAUGGAAGGACAGAAAGCACAGACAAUGUGUAACUAUGAUGGAAAAGCCAGAGAGAUUGAGCACGUGAAAAACGUCUCACAGCUUCUGAGCAAAGUUCUCUACAGGCAGAAAUGGGAUGAAAUCAAAGACAGAUAUUUGCUUCCUCCUGAUGCCCCUGAGCUCGUACAAGCCGUGAAGAAUGCCGCAAACCUCAGCAAGAAACUGUACACAGAAGCCUGGGAUGAGGACAAAGUCAUGUUUUACCCAUACAGCGACAGUCCUGAGCUCCAGCGCGUGGCAAAAGCUCAGAAAGCUCUCAGUGAUAUCCAGUACAAGAAGGGCCAUGAUGAACGCAAGGCAAAGUACACCUCUUUGGCCAACCCUCCUGAUGUGGAACUUGCCAAAAGAGUGUUCACCCAGCGCAGUGACCUCAAAUACCAUGAGGACUACAACAAAAAUAUUAAGGGCAAGUGGUGUGAAACUCCUUAUUUUGACAUUGCUGUGGCAAGAAUGGUUUCAGACAACCUCAGCACAAAAAAAUACCAAGCUGAUUAUGAAGAAAUGAAAGACCAAAUUUACUUUAUGCAAACAGACACCCCGGAAUACACUAUGAACAAGAAGGCAGGGAUUGCUGCCAGCAAAGUGAAAUACAAGGAAGAUUUUGAAAAGACCAAAAAUGUUGCAGAUUACAAUGUCCUUCCAGCCACAGAGAACCCUCUGCUGAGGCAGCUGAGAUACGCUGGGACGAUUCUGAGUGACAAAAUUUAUAAGGACAGUUAUGAAAAGACAAAGGGAAAGAGCAUUAAUUACUGUGAUACGCCUAAAUUCCAGCUUGACAAUGUGCUGAAGAAGUUCUCCGAUGUUCGAUAUAAAAAAGUGUAUGAGCAGAAAAUCAAGGGACAUUAUAUUGGUAGCUAUGAAGAUCCACAUAUGCGUCAUUGUCAGAAAAUGGAAGAGUUGAAGAGUGAUAAAAACUACAAAGCUGACUAUGAAUUCGACAAGACAAAAUGCUACUUUCCCCAGACUAUUACCCCUGAAUACGACGCUAUCAAGAAAUUGCAAGACUGUACUGAAAAAGUGUACAGGCAGCACCCAGACACGGUUAAAUUCACUCAGGUGACAGAUUCUCCGGUGCAGGUGCAGGCAGCCAUCAAUGCACAACAGCUCAGUGAUCUUAAUUACAAGGAGAAGUAUGAAAAAGAAAAGUUCAAAUGCUGCCUGCCUCCAGACUAUCCCUUCUUCAUUCAAUCCAGAGUCAACGCCUAUAACCUCAGUGAUAACUGUUACAAGUACGAGUGGGAGAAAACCAAAGCCAAGAAGUUUGACAUCAAGGUCGACGCGAUUCCUCUUGUUGCUGCGCGUGCUCACACGAACAUCGCCAGCGACGUGAAAUAUAAGAAAGAGUAUGAAAAAGCCAGAGGGAAGAUGAUUGGGGCCCUCAGCAUUCAAGAUGAUCCCAAGAUCCUUCACUCCGUUCACGUGGCCAAAAUCCAGAGCGAACGAGAAUACAGGAAAGACUAUGAAAAGAUGAAGACCAAAUACCACGCUCCUCUGGAUAUGGUGCUGGUAACUCUGGCUAAGAAGGCCCAGAGCAUUGCCAGCAAUAUAGAUUAUAAAACACUGCAGAACCGAUACUUCUAUCCCCCUGACAGCAUUGCCCUGGAACUGGCUAAGAAAUCCUAUUCUCAGCAGAGUGAUAAUGAAUACAAGUCUGAGUACAAUAACUGGCACAAGGGCACAGGAUGGGUUCCUUAUGGCUCACUGGAAGUGGAAAAAGUCAAGAAAGCUGGCCAGAUCCUGGAUGAGAAACGGUACCGUCAGAAACCAGACACGGUUCCCUUCACCCAGAUUGAGGAUGACCCUGUCAUGGUUCAAGCCAAGAUAAGCCAGCAACAGAGAAGUGAUCUGAACUACAAGAAAGAAGGAGAGAAGGUGAUUCACAAGUACUCACUGCCUUCAGACAUCCCAGAGUUCCUCCAAGCCAGAUGCAAUGCUUACAACAUCAGCAAGAACUACUACAAAUACGCCUGGGAGGAGACUCUUCGGAAGGGAUACGACCUUAGGGUUGACGCUAUUCCUAUCAUUGCUGCCAAGGCGGCUCGCAAGGCUGUCAGUGAUUAUCAGUACAAGAAAGAAUAUGAAAAGCAGAGAGGUCACCACGUCGGGUUCCGCAGUCUGCAGGAUGACCCCAAGCUGGUCCACUGCAUGCACGUAGCCAAGAUGCAGAGUGAGAAAGAGUACAAGAAGGACUAUGAGAAGUCCAAGCUGAAGUACCACACUCCUGUGGACAUGUUCAGUGUGAUGGCUGCGAAGAAAGCCCAGGAGGUGACCACCAACACUGGCUACAAGCAGCUGAUCCCCCGCUACACCCUCCUCCCUGACGCCAUGAACCUGGCACUGGCCCGCAACAUGAUGAACAUCCAGAGUGACAAUCAGUACAAAGCUGAUUACGACAGCUGGAUGAAAGGAACGGGUUGGGUCCCCAUUGGCUCUCUGGAUGUGGAGAAGGUGAAGAAAGCCGGCGAGGCUCUGAGAGAGAAGGGCUACAGGCAGCACCCCGACACCAUCAAAUUCACCAGUGUGUCUGACACCCCUGUCAUGGUGCAGGCCAAGAUCAGCGCCCUCCAGCUCAGUGAUAGAGAAUACAAAGCCAGUGGAGAGAAAUUCAAGCACACCUAUCAUCUCCCUCCAGAUGUCCCAGAGUUCAUCCAGGCCAAGUGUAAUGCUUUUAAUAUUAGCAAGAAUUAUUACAAGUUGAACUGGACCCAAACUCUGCUUAAAGGACACCACCUGAAAGAAGAUGCAAUUCCUAUUAUUGCUGCUAAGGCAUCCAGGAACAUUGCUAGUGAUUACAAGUACAAACAGGCCUAUGAGAAGGCGAGAGGUCACCACGUCGGGUUCCGCAGUCUGCAGGAUGACCCCAAGCUGGUCCACUACAUGAACGUGGCCAAGAUGCAGAGCGAGAGAGAGUACAAGAAGGACUAUGAGAAGGCCAAGACCAAGUAUCACACUCCUGCUGAUAUGUUCAGUGUCAUGGCUGCGAAACAGGCCAUGACAGCUAUUUCCAACACUGCUUAUAAGCAGCACUUCCAUCACUACUCCCUCCUCCCUGAUGCCGUGAAUGUGGAACUGGCGAGGAACAUGAGCUUUAUUCAGAGCGAUAAUGCCUACAAAAGUGAUUAUAAUACCUGGUUUAAAGGAGUGGGAUGGGUACCAAUUGGCUCUCUAGAUGUGGAGAAAGCAAAGAAUGCCUCACUCAUCAGAAGCGAGAAAAGAUACCGUCAGCACCCGAGUACCAUUGAGUUCACCAGUGUCACUGACUCUGUAGACAUGGUUCUGGCGAAGACAAAUGCUAUAAACUUGAACAAGCGUCUCUACACUGCGGCCUGGGAGGCAGAGAAGGGACAAGUGCAUGUCAUGCCUGACACGCCUGAAAUCGUGCAGGCCCUGCAAAAUAAAGUCAACUGCAGUGAGAAAAUGUACAAACAAGCCUGGCAUGAAUCGAAGAAGAAGGGAUAUACACUCAAGCCUGACGCUAUUUCCAUCAAAUCAGCCAAGGCCUGCAGGGACAUUGCUAGUGAUUACAAGUACAAGGAAGGCUUCCGCAAGCAGACCGGACACCACAUCGGUGCCCGCUGCGUCAAGGACGACCCCUUGCUCAUGCUGGCCCUGAACGCAGCCAAGAUCGCCAGCGACGCCGAGUACAAGAAGGACUUCCAGAAGUCCAAGACCAAGUACAACCUGCCAGUGGACAUGCUGGGCUUUGUGUUGUCUAAGAAAUGCCAGAUCCAGGUCAGCGACAUUGACUACAGACGUUACCUGCACCAGUGGACUUGCCUGCCCGACCAGAAUGAUGUCAUCCAGGCCAAGAAAGCCUAUGAGCUCCAGAGCGAUGCUGUUUACAAGGCUGACAUGGAAUGGAUGAGGGGUGUGGGAUGGGUCCCCAUUGGCUCUCUGGAUGUUGAGAAAGCCAAGAAAGCUGCCGAGAUCCUGAGUGAGAGGAAGUACCGCCAGCAUCCCAGCAACUUCAAGUUCACAAGCAAAAUGGACUCAAUGCCAAUCGUUCUGGCUCAGGCUAAUGCCAAAAACAUGGACCAGCGUCUGUACACUGAGGCAUGGGAUAGAGACAAGGUCCAGAUUCAUGUCAUGCCUGAUACUCCUGAAAUUAUCCUUGCACAACAGAACAAAAUCAACACAAGUCAGAAACUGUACAGGCUUGCCAACGAGGAGGCUAAGAAGAAGGGCUACGAUCUGCGUGCAGAUGCCAUCUCCAUCAAGGCUGCCAGAGCCUCCAGGGACAUCGCCAGUGAUUACAAGUACAAGGAAGGCUUCCGCAAGCAGACCGGACACCACAUCGGCGCCCGCAGUGUCAAGGACGACCCCUUGAUCAUGCUGGCCCUGAACGCAGCCAAGAUCGCCAGUGACGCCGAGUACAAGAAGGACUUUGAGAAGUCCAAGACAAGUUACAACCUGCCAGUGGACAUGCUGGGCUUUGUGUUGUCUAAGAAAUGCCAGAUCCAGGUCAGCGACAUUGACUACAGACGUUACCUGCACCAGUGGACUUGCCUGCCCGACCAGAAUGAUGUCAUCCAGGCCAAGAAAGCCUAUGAGCUCCAGAGUGAUUGGGUGUACAAGAGUGACCUGGAAUGGGUUCGAGGAUGUGGCUGGAUGCCAAACGGUUCCCUGGAAGUGAACAAAGUGAAGCGUGCCCAGGAGAUCCUGAACGAUCGACUCUACCGGCAGCACCCCAGCACAGUCAAGUUCACCAGUGUGGUUGACCUGCCUGCCAUCGUAUUGGCUAAAAACAAUGCCAUCCAGCUUAGCGAUCUGAAGUACAAGGAGGCGUGGGAGAAAGAGAAGACUAUUAGUCACGUGAUGCCUGAUACACCAGCUAUCGUACUGUCGAGAGCAAAUGCAAUCAAUGUCAGCCAGAAACUGUACACCCAAGCGUGGGAUGAGCAGAAGGCCAAAGUAUAUAACAUCAAGGAAGAUGCUAUCUCCGUUCUGAAGGCCAAGGCUUCUAGGGACAUUGCAAGUGAUUACAAGUACAAGGAAGGCUUCCGCAAGCAGACCGGACACCACAUCGGCGCCCGCAGUGUCAAGGACGACCCCUUGCUCAUGCUGGCUAUUAAUGCUGCCAAGAUCGCCAGCGACGCCGAGUACAAGAAGGACUUUGAGAAGUCCAAGACCAAGUACAACCUGCCAGUGGACAUGCUGGGCUUUGUGUUGUCUAAGAAAUGCCAGAUCCAGGUCAGCGACAUUGACUACAGACGUUACCUGCACCAGUGGACUUGCCUGCCCGACCAGAAUGAUGUCAUCCAGGCCAAGAAAGCCUAUGAGCUCCAGAGCGAUGCAGUGUACAAGGCAGAUCUGGAAUGGCUGAAAGGAAUUGGCUGGAUGCCGAACGAUUCCUUGGAUGUCAAGAAAGUGAAACACGCGCAGCACAUCCUCAGUGAUCUUGAAUACCGGACGAAACUGGACACCCUGAAGUUCACGCCCGUGGUUGACAGAGUCGACUAUGUGACAGCAAAGCAGGCAGCAGAGAUUCUCAAUGACGCUAAGUAUCGUGAAGCGUGGGAGACCGCCAAGACCAAGUACACGAUGUUGGACACACCACUUCUGGCGACGGCAAGAGAGGCAGCCAAGAACAUCAACCAGAAACUGUACAAAGAAAGCUGGGACAAGGAGAAAGCUACGAGUUACUUCAUUCCACAGGACUCUGUGGAAAUCAAACACGUUAAGCACAGCCAGGGCAUACAGAGCAAUUACAAGUACAAGGAAGGCUUCCGCAAGCAGACCGGACACCACAUCGGCGCCCGCAGUGUCAAGGACGACCCCUUGAUCAUGCUCGCUAUUAAUGCUGCCAAGAUCGCCAGCGACGCCGAGUACAAGAAGGACUUUGAGAAGUCCAAGACCAGUUACAACCUGCCAGUGGACAUGCUGGGCUUUGUGUUGUCUAAGAAAUGCCAGAUCCAGGUCAGCGACAUUGACUACAGACGUUACCUGCACCAGUGGACUUGCCUGCCCGACCAGAAUGAUGUCAUCCAGGCCAAGAAAGCCUAUGAGCUCCAGAGCGAUUUUGUUUACAAAUCGGAUAUGGAGUGGAUCCGUGGAUGUGGGUGGGUUGCUCUGGACUCAGUGGAUCACCAGAAGGUCAAGAAAGCUCAGGAGAUCCUGAACGAUAGAGCCUACAAGAAAGGCGCUAAAGAAGGCUUUGCAAAGUUCACGCAUGUUGUCGAUCGUCCAGAAAUCGUUCUUGCCAAGAUAAAUGCCGCAAAUCUCAGCGACCUGAAGUACAAAGAAAGCUUCAAUCUGGAGAAAGGUCACUACAUUGGAUCAGAAGACACGCCCCAGCUGGCUCACUCCAGAGAAGUGGCCAAAAUCAUCAGUGAGAAAGUGUACAAAUCAAACUGGGAUGGAACCAAAGCCACGAGCUAUCAGCUGCCUCCUGAUCACCUACCACUAGUGGGCGCCAAACACACAAAGCAGAUUGUCAGCGAUAUUAAAUACAAAGAAGCUCAUGAAAAGGCCAAGGGUCACUAUCUGGCUGGAAAGGACAUCCGUGACUUCCCUAAUGUUGUCCAUUCUUCUGCGAUAGAGAAGAUGAAGAGUUUGAUGACCUACCGGAAGGCUUAUGAUGAGUCCAAGACCAAGAUCCAUAUUCCCUUCGACAUGCUGAGUCAUGUGAUGGCCAAGAAGUGCCAGCAUAUCCUGAGUGAGGUUGAAUAUCGCCAGCGCCUGCACCAGUGGACGUGCCUGCCCGACCAGCACGAUGUCAUUCACGCCAGGAAGGCCAACGAGAUCUUGAGCGAUGUGUUCUAUAAAGAGGACCUCACCUGGCUGAAGGGGGUUGGCUGCUACGCCUGGGACACCCCUGAAAUUGUCCGCGCCAAGAAGUCCUAUGACCUCCAGAGUGAACUUCUCUACAGGGAUGCCGGUAAAAAGGAAUUCAAGAAUUUCUCUGUUGUGACUGAUACCCCAGUCUAUGUAACUUCGGUUACAGGAUACAUACAAGCUAGCGAUUUACACUACAGAGAGGCUUAUCACAAGAGCAAAGAUAAAUAUACCACAGUUCUGGAUACAGUUGACUAUGCGAGAACCCAAGGCCUGAAGUCCCUGUACAGCAAUAAAACAUACACGGAUGUCUGGGACAAGAUCAAAGCAACGAGCUAUAAACUGCCUUCAGACUCCUUCUCUUUGGCUAUUGCUAAAAACCAGAAGAACAUCACAAGUGCUCUGAAAUACCGUGAGGACUAUGAGAAGUUCAAGGCCCUGUACACCUUGCCCAAAUCUGUGGAAGAUGAUCCUGCAACAGCAAGAUGCCUGAAAGUCGGAAAAUUGCCUAUUGAUCGUCUGUACAAGGAGAACUAUGAGAAGACGAAGGCCAAGGUGCACAUUCUGCCAGACAUGCUGGAGAUCGUUGCUGCUAAAAACACCCAGAAGAUGAUCAGUGAGAUCGACUACCGCAAACGUCUUCACGAAUGGAUCUGCCUGCCCGAUCUGCAGAUCCACAUGCACGCCCGCAAGGUCAACGAGCAGCUCAGCGAUAUUACAUACAAGGACGAUCUGAACUGGAUGAAGGGCAUUGGGUGUAAUGUCUGGGAUACCCCUGAGAUUCUCCGCACCAAGCACUCCUAUGAACUCCAGAGCGACCUCAAAUAUAAGGCCAAGGCUGAAGAACAGAAGAAGAACUUCACUGUGGUGACAGACACUCCUACCUACGUGCAGGCUGUGAUCAGUGCCAACCAGCUGAGCGAUCUUGUCUACCGCCAUGACUACGUGAAGAAUGUCAAGGGCACAAACACGGCACCUGCUGUCACUGUGGAUCUCGAAAGGGCCAGGGAAGCCAACAAGAUCCAGAGCGACAAUUUGUAUAAAGAAGCCAACUAUCACUUAAUGCCCACGGGAUACACCCUUCCUCCGGACACCCCAGCGAAUCUACAGGCCAAGAAGUGCAGCAUCAUUAACAGCAAUCAAAAAUACAAGGAGGCCUUUGAGCUGGUGAAAGCGAAAAGUUACACUGUUCCCCAUGACAGUGUGAACUUUGUCAAUUUGAGGAAAGUGAAUGAGUCUAUAAAUGAGCGCUUGUACCGCCAACUGUAUGAACGCACAAAGGACAAGAUUCAUUCCGUCUACGAUACUCCUGAGAUCAAGCAGGUUAAAGCCACCCAGGAGGCCAUCAGUGAUCUCUGCUACAAGGAAAAAUACUUUAACAUGAGGGGCAACCUUAUUUCCAUGCCAACAACCCCAGAGCUGAUGCACUGCCGCUAUGUUAACGAUAUCACCAGUGAUGUGAGAUACAAAGAAGACCUGCAGUGGCUGAGAGGAAUGGGAUGCUUUCUCUUUGAUACCCCAGAAAUGGUCCGUGUCCGUAAUGUGACAAAACUCCGGUCUAACUAUGACACUGAGGCUAAGAAGUUGCACGGCAAAUUCUCUGUGGUUCUGGACACUCCGGAAUACAGGACUGUGACAGAACUCAAAUCACACCUGAGCAGCCUGGUGUACAGAGCUGCUGGCAAUGAACAGAAGACAAAGUACACUCCUAUACUGGACAGCGUGGACUUAAACAGAGCUAAACUGGGCCAGCAGAUCCAGAGCCAGUACCUGUACACUGAACUGGCUACUAAGGAAAGACCUCAUUUCACCCCUGAAGCCCAGACUCCUGCUCUGACUCAUGCCCGAGAAAUGAAAGUUAUCACCAGUGAGAAAAAAUACAAGGAACAAUAUGAGAAGAUGAAGAUGAAGUACACUCCCAUCGCUGAUACUCCAACGCUGCUUAUAGCCAGAAAGGCUUACCUCAAUGCCAGUGAUCUGCGCUAUAAGGAAUCUUUUGAGCAAGCCAAAGGACAUUAUCGUACUGUGAAAGAUGCCUUGGACAUUAUUUACCAUCGCAAGGUCACUGACGACAUCAGUGAAGUGAAAUACAGAGAAAAGUAUAUCAGCUCUCUGGGAUUGUGGAGAUCUAUUCCUGACCGCCCAGAGCACUUCCACCACAGGAUGGUUUCUGAAGCAGUCAGCGAUGUCAAAUACAAAGAGGACUUGUCCUGGCUGAGAGGAAUUGGCUGCUAUGUGUGGGACACUCCCGAUCUGGUCCUGGCUGAGAAGAACAAGGAGCUCUACAGUGUGAACAAGUAUCGAGCUUCAUUUGAGAAGAACCGGGCAAACUUCAAAUACACAGCUGAUACUCCAGUUUACAGAACUGCCAAGUACGCUGCUCAGCUUCUCGAUGAGAAGCUGUACAGAGCUGAGUAUGAGAAGACGAAGGAUAAGUACAGCAUUGUUGUUGAUGAUCCUAGAAACCUACUGGCUAAAGAGGUCAACAAGAUGAGCCAGUGGAGAUACAAGCAGAGUUAUGAGAAGGAAAAAGACAAGUACACCACCGUGCUGGACACUCCCGAAAACCGCAAGCACAAAUACACCAAAAAGAUGAUCAGCGAUAUCGUCUACAAGAUGGAAUACAACAAGACCAAGGCCAAAGCAUACACUCUGGGCCACGACACCCCUCACCUUCAGCACAUGAAGAAGGUCAAGGAGAGACUCAGUCAGCUGAAGUACAAGGAGGAGUAUGAAAAGAACAAAGCUCACAUCACAAUCGCUCCAGACGCCCAUGAGAUCAGGGCUGCCAAGGAGGCCUACAAGAACAUCACCAAUCUGGACUAUAAGAAGAAAUAUGAAGCUACCAAAGCCAAGUGGAUCUGGACUGUGGACAGACCUGACUUUAUUCAUGCUGUGAAGACGUCCCAGCAACAGAGUGAUGUGGAUUACAAGUACGACAGAGAGAUGCUGAAGGGCUGCAAACUGUCUGUGACUGAAGACAAAUACCUGACUCUCGCGAAGAAGGGCAGUGAAAUGGCCAGUGCUGUGAAAUACAAGGAGAAGUAUGAGCAGGCUAAGGGGACAUACCAGGUGGUUUCAGACACCCCUCAGAUCCUCCAUGCCAAGUCAAUGGCCUCUCUGGUCUCUGAGAACAAAUACAAAGAGGCCAGCAAGAAGGAGCUCCCCCAGGGGAGUUUCACUACCCUUCCUGAGACACGAGAUACAGUCCACGUCAAGGAAGUCUCAAAGAUUCUUAGCAAGAAACAAUACCAAGAGAAGUUCGAGAAGGAGAAGGGCAAGUCCAACUACGCGCUGAUGCUGGCGCCCCCGGAUGUGAAGCACGCCAUGGAUGUUGCCAAGUCCCAGAGCAAUAUUGCCUACAAGCAGGAGGCCAAGGCUAAGCUGCAUUACACAUCUGUGGCUGAUCGGCCAGACAUCAGGAAGGCCACUCAGGCUGCCAAGCUGAUCAGUGAUAUCGGAUACAGAGACAAAGCGCGCAAGGAGGCCAGUCGCGGAGGGUCUCUGGUUAACCGUCCCGACAUCGAGCUGGCCACAGAGGUGUCCAAGCUCACCAGCCAGGUGGAAAGGGAAGAGCCAGCAAGGCAUGGAGCCGCUUCCAUUGAUACCCCUCAGAUGAGACACCUUAAGAAAAUGAGUGCCCUGCUUAGUAAUGUGAAAUACAAGGAGAAAUUUGAUAAGGAAUUGAAGGGAAAGAGACCCCAGUUUGACCUAAAGGAAAGCAAGAUUUACCAGACUCUGAAGGAUGCUAAUAAUCUUGCUAGUGAGGUGAAAUACAAGGGAGAUCUGAAGAAGAUCCACAAGCCUGUCACGGACAUGUCGGAGUCUCUGUCCAUGCAGCACAACCUGAGCACCAGCAAGCUGUCCAGUGAUUACCAGUACAAGAAGAAAUUUGAGGCGAGUAAGGGUCACUACCACAUGGUUCCUGAUACACCUGAACAAAUUCAUCAUAAGGAAGCUUCAGAACUGCAAAGUCAAGUGAAGUACAAGGAGAAGUAUGAGAGGGAACGAGGCAAGCCCAUGCUGGACUUCGAAACCCCCACCUAUGUGACGGCGAAGGAAGCUCAGCACAUGCAGAGUGAGAAACUCUAUAAGAAGGACUUUGAAGAGUCCAUUAAAGGCAGGAAUCUGUCAGGCUUGGAAGUCACACCAGCAUUAAUACAUGUCAGACAUGCAACCAAAAUAGCAAGUGAGAAAGAGUACAGGAGGGAUCUAGAGGAGGGGGUGAAGGGUAAAGGGCUAACAGUGCUGGAGGAAACUCCGGAUCUGUUGAGAGCAAAGAAUGCUACUCAUAUCCUGAAUGAGAGAGAAUACAAGAAGUCCCUGGAGCAGGAGAUCAAAGGAAAGGGAAUGCUGGCUUUAGCUACGGACACCCCUGACUUCAUGAGAGCAAAGAACGCCACCGAGAUUCUGAGUCAGUCAAAGUACAAGCACACAGCAGAGCAGGACCGAGCCAGUUACACCACUGUUAUCGACACCCCUGAGAUAAUCCACGCUCAGCAGGUCAAGAACAUUGUGAGCCAGAAAAAGUACAAAGAGGAGGCAGAGAAGACCAUGUCUCACUAUGUACCGGUCAUAGACACUCCAGAAAUGCAGAGAGUCCGUGAGAACCAGAGAAACUUCAGCACUCAACAGUACCAGAUUGACCUAAAAAACAGUAAAGGAAAAGUGUCUGUGGUAAAAGACACUCCGGAAAUGCUGCGCGUUAAAGAAAAUCAAAAGAAUUUCAGCUCGAUUUUGUACAAAGAGGAUUUGGGACACGGAACUGCUAUGAAAGAGACCCCUGAGAUGGAGAGAGUUAAGCGAAAUCAACAGGCAAUUAGCACGAUAAAGUACAAAGAAGCUGUUGGGACGGGAACUGCAAUCCCUGAUCUCCCUGAGGUGAAACGAGUCAAGGACACUCAGAAGAACAUCAGCUCGGUGUUGUACAAGGAGCAUCUGAGCACAGGAACUCCAGUGACUUACACUCCAGAGAUGGAGAGAGUCAAACGCAAUCAAGAACACAUUAGCUCGGUGCUGUACUCUGACAGUUUCCGGAAGCAGGUGCAGGGCAAGGCUGCCUUUGUCUUGGACACACCAGAGAUGAGGCGAGUCAAGGAGACCCAGCGUAUCAUAUCAGGGGUGAGAUACCACCAGGAGUUUGAGAAGAGCAAAGGCAGCUUCACUCCUGUGGUGACUGACCCCAUCACUGAGCGCGUGAAGAAGAACAUGCAGGACUUUAGCGACAUCAACUACCGUGGAAUCCAGAGACGCGUGGUGGAGAUGGAGAGGAGGAGAGUGGCAGAACAUGACCAGGAAACCAUCACAGAUCUGCGGGUGUGGCGCACGAAUCCCGGAUCGGUCUUUGACUAUGAUCCCGCGGAGGACAACAUCCAGUCCAGGAGCCUGCACAUGAUGUCCGUUCAAGCCCAGCGCCGCAGCCGGGAGCACUCGCGCUCCGCCAGCGCCCUGAGCCUCAGCGCCGGGGACGAGAAGUCCGAGACCUCGGAGGCCGCGGAGCAGCACCUGUCUCUGUACAGCAACGGGGGCUUCUUCAACGCCUCCUCAUCGGCAGGCUACCAACAUGCCAAAACCACUGAGCUGCCUCAGCAGAGAUCUUCCUCUGUUGCCACCCAGCAAACAACCGUGUCCUCCGUUCCCUCUCAUCCAUCUACCACAGGCAGAACUGUCCGGGCCAUGUAUGACUACACUGGGGCUGACAGCGACGAAGUCUCCUUCAAGGACGGCGAUGUCAUUGUGAACGUCCAGUCCAUUGAUGAGGGCUGGAUGUAUGGUACAGUGCAGAGAACCGGGAAGACUGGCAUGCUACCAGCGAAUUAUGUCGACGCCAUCUAAACCCGACACAGACAUUCUUAUGAGCAUGAGUCACAUCCACACAGGGAAAGAUGCAGCAGCUUUAUAGAGAAGCAUUAGACACCUCUGUAGAUGUAGAACUUGUCAUUAAAUGUGUGGCUUCAACAUUAAGCUUAGCAGAACAGGUAGGGCUCAUGCAUGCUGUAUUAUCCCCAGUGUUACCAGAUUAGCCCAUGUGCAUUCUAGAUUCUUACAGGUGCCUUUCCCCCAUGUGGAUGUAACUUAUGAUACCUACUGGACAAAAUGGUCUCAACCUUUAAAUACUGACUGAAUUGUACUAUAUUUCUAAAGAGCUCAUAUGUUGUCUUAGAUCAUGAGAACUGUAAAAACCAGUAACAGCCUCGUCUUUGUUUUAAAUGAAAUGUAUACACCUUAUUUUAAAAAAAUCCAGAAGUGAACUGAAAAAAAAAAAUCAAGCGUUGGAGAUCUGCUCAAGAUGCAGGCCUCACUGUUGUACACUGACAUUUCUAGACUUUUUCAAAGGAAUCGUGUUAAAAAUGUGUGGAAUAGUAAUUGAAAUCAAUAGAAUCCACCACAUGAAACCACUACGACUUAUUAUUUCAAUGAAGCAUCAUGGGAUUUAAAAGCUAGCUGCUGCCACCUAUUCCCAACAAAAGAAGUCACAUCUCGGAGAAAAGUCUGAUUUAAAUUUCUAUUAUACUGGGCUUCGAUUUCAAACCAGAUGAAGUGUUAAAAGAGCAAAGCCUCUCCUGUCCUGUUUGCUGAAGGAUGGCCAUUAGUGCAUGUGUGUUUUGUUCCUUCUAAUUAUCUAGCUCUGGAAGGUCAUGAAGCUAUGUACCUUGUUACAGAGUAGCUAAUAAAGCACACCAUGUUUCUGCAGUA
Molecule: messenger RNA, 14101 nt
Organism: Lepisosteus oculatus (spotted gar)
Lineage: Eukaryota; Metazoa; Chordata; Actinopteri; Semionotiformes; Lepisosteidae
Source: RefSeq, a predicted model, not a curated record